Colletotrichum tamarilloi is the source of this 1554-nucleotide messenger RNA. RefSeq lists its product as uncharacterized. NCBI's taxonomy places the organism in Eukaryota, Fungi, Ascomycota, Sordariomycetes, Glomerellales, Glomerellaceae. The transcript has 2 exons. Bases 1 to 1554 code for a protein of 517 amino acids. The record is from RefSeq and is a predicted model, not a curated record.
AUGGUCUGUUGCAUGAACAACGCUAUUAGAUCUCGGGUCAAAGACGAACUGCGAGGUAGCCAAGCUCUUCAAGCUUUUUCGGAAUUCCAAAUCCACGGAAUUCCACAUCCUCUGGAACAGCGAACCCCAGCACAAGCACUAGCGAGAACAAGCUCUCCCAGCAUUCUCCCAGAAAGCUCAAAUACAGAGUUCCUGUAUGACAACGAUGUUUAUUCUCACUCGGCUUCGCUGAAAAUAGGACGAAGCCUACUGCGCUGCCGACAUGCUGGAGAACUCGAAUACUGGGCCACGGGUGGAAUUUUCCUACUAGUCAACGGCAACCACUAUCAGUUGACUUCGGAGCAUGAGUGUGAUAGUCCCUCCGCGGAAGGGAAGAUCACAUCACACUUCGACCUAGACACCGACACGCUUUCCGUAAAUGGAAGCGACGAUGAAGAUUAUGGCCAGUUGGAUAAUGAGGAGACGUUGCAAUCCAACUUUGACAUUCUGAGCCAAGGGAGCAUCACACCUACAUCUCGCUUUUCACGAAGCUCGAUUUCACUUGCUCAAUCCGCCGACUCUUACUGGGACGAAGAAUCUGCGGGCGGUGAACUUGUCUUGAGUCACGACGAUAGGGUUUCACGUCCCUUGAAUGCUGAUACCGCUUCUACCCCCGAUAAGCUCAGUAUCCCUCUUCAUACCAACCACGCAUCUCAGUUUCACAACACCUUAGAUGGCCCGACUUAUCCACAACCUCCAAUCCGAAUAGGCUUCAUCGCCUUUCGGGCCAGUGAAGGCUCUCGUCAUGAACUUGAUUACGUCUUAGUUUCGACUCCUGCACCCAUCGUGUCUGACUUCUCUAACAGAGUUGUUGUACCCCACGGAUACGGAUACAGAUGUGUCAAUGUUUGUGACGUGGCAUCGGCCGGUCUUGAAACGAAGGAAGUCUUUCUGAUAGGGGACGCCAAUGUAGUCCGCAAAGGCUUCCUUGUACCUGGUACUACUCUGUUCCAGAACCCAAACUUCAACACAAUUCAAAGGCUGCAGAUUGUGCAGCUUUAUGAGGGUGAAUUCACUCAGGGUGACUCCGGUACAGCUGUCAUAGACCAACAAUCGGGUGUCUUCUACGGCCACGUCAUUAGAGGAUGCCCGGGUAGCGAAACAGGCUACAUUGUUCCAGCCGCCGAAACCUUCCAAGAUCUAUCGUCUAUGGGAUUAUUUCCUAAACUGAAAUUCGAGAACAUAAAUGUUCAGAAUCACAAUCGACAGAAUAACACACAUCAGGCAUUAGCACACGGCUUCAAGGCCAGAGUCACGAUGAGAAAUGCAUCAACUCAGACAGAGUGGCGGCUACUGCCGACACCUCCGAAAUCUAACAUGAGCCGUGUUCCCAUCAGUAUAAGCCAUUCACCCUCAGACUCCGUUAUGCUGAUGGAAGAGCUUGCCCGAGUGGGCGAUGGCAUUGAUGAUGAUAUCUGGGCCUCGUUUUUUGAACAUCUGGAUGGAUCAAAGGGGGUACAGGAAGCAAGACACUUCGCCUCGGCCAAAAGUUAUGAGCGCCGACCACCUGCUUAG